CAACUCUUCCAGUGCCUGCUCUGACUGGACAGUAGAAUGAGUACCAAGAAGUCUCCCGAAGAAAUGAAGAGCAUUUUUGAAAAAUAUGCAGCCAAAGAAGGCGAUCCAAACCAGCUAUCAAAGGAGGAGCUGAAGCUACUGAUUCAGUCAGAAUUUCCCACUCUCCUGAAGGGUGCGAGUACUCUAGACAAUCUGUUUACAGAGCUGGAUAAGAAUGGCGAUGGAGAAGUCAGUUUUGAAGAAUUUCAAGCACUGAUCCAAAAGAUAUAAACAUGAAGACGCCAUUAAGGAGCACC
Messenger RNA from Microtus oregoni (creeping vole), 296 nucleotides. RefSeq names its product S100 calcium binding protein G (gene S100g). The coding region runs from base 37 to 270 and encodes 77 amino acids. Gene Ontology annotation, cellular component: cytoplasm. The transcript has 3 exons. The record is from RefSeq and is a predicted model, not a curated record. NCBI's taxonomy places the organism in Eukaryota, Metazoa, Chordata, Mammalia, Rodentia, Cricetidae. Gene Ontology annotation, molecular function: calcium ion binding; transition metal ion binding.